Molecule: messenger RNA, 3007 nt
Organism: Cimex lectularius (bed bug)
Lineage: Eukaryota; Metazoa; Arthropoda; Insecta; Hemiptera; Cimicidae
Gene: Axn
Product: axin
Exons: 17
Coding region: 334-2832 (832 amino acids)
Biological process (GO): negative regulation of canonical Wnt signaling pathway
Source: RefSeq, a predicted model, not a curated record
GUGUUGCCACAGUCGGGGUGUGCUGCCGGUCGCCUUCAUCCAUCACCGAGGGUUUGUGAUAAAAUCGUGUCUUAAAACUUAGUCGUUCAGUGGUUCUUCUUUUCGCCAAGUUGUGAUCAACCUCGUGUCUCACCAACGGUUUUGUGUCCUGUGCAAGAAGAGUUCCUUAGUUCUACACAACACUAGUGCUUUAUAAUUUUAUAUUAUAUCCAAUUUAUUCCAGUAGUUCUUAGAUAAAUGUGGAAAUGCUCAGCAAAUAUGUCGGAUUACUCUCUUUAUCAGUUGUGUUGGGAUGAGGAAAAACAGUGAAGUGGGGGCACCCCCUGGCCCAAGAUGAGUAUGUUUCAUCAUAAUGCACCGCGCCCGCCAGUAGUUCCAGGUGAGGAAACUGAGGGAAUCGAGAACAAAAUAGUUAACGUGGGAGUUGUUAAAGCCCACAAUCCAGCUUUAACACCUCGUACAUCUAGUCUAUACCAACAUUCCAUUAAUGAUGGAAUUGCACCUCUUGGUUUUGAACCAGAAGGAAGUAGUGGGUCUCCACACUGUGGUGAACAAAGCUCCAUGCUGUGUGGAGACAUUCGUCCUCAUUGCGGUAACCAUUCUCCACCAGGUUAUCUCAAAUGGGCUAGAAAUCUACCAUCCCUUCUGGCCGAUCCGGCCGGCGUGGAGCUUUUCAGGCAAUAUCUCCACCAAGAGGGAAAAUCGCACAGUGACGCACUUGACUUCUGGUUCGCCUGCGAGGGCCUCCACAAGCAGUCCGACCCCGACCGGGUUACACAGUUUGUCAAAGUUAUUUAUAGGAGAUUCUUUAUUAAGACCCAGUUAAUGGGCAUUAGCGAAUCUCAUCGUAAGGCUGUGCAUAGAAGGCUCAAAGACUCUAACUCAAUAUGUGACAAGUCAGUGUUUGACAGUACGCAGGCUCAGAUCGAGGCCCUCAUCACUGAAACGACCUAUCCUAAUUUCCUUAAGUCUGAGCUCUACCUCAACCAUGUACAGUCCAUGCAGAACGGAUCUGGGGAGAGUUCUGGUAGCAGUGAACAGGGUAUGCACAGCGGUGCUAACCCAUUGAUGCUAGCAACACUCCAUGAAGACCAAAUACUGGAUACUUCUGCUAAUCCAUCAUUUGGUCCACUUACCAAAGAUAUGCUUAUUUUCACACAACGACGAAGAGCUUCAGAGACCUCCAAACCAGAAGUUUUUGCUGGUAUGUUCUUGUAUCCUGGAAAGGCUGGUCCUGGACGUGCCUACUCAUCAUACAACCCGGUUUCCAGGCAAGAUUCAGAAUUGCAAUCUCUUAGUUCAGACGCACGGACAGAGUCGGACAACAUGUCACUCACCGAUAGCUCUGUGGAUGGUAGGCCGUUCAACGCGAAGAUGACAAGAAAACAGUUUCAGAAGCAUUGCAGACAAGUCAAGGAAUCUGCGAAUCUUAAUAGAGAUCCAUACAUGCAUCAUAUCGUCAUCCCACGAACCCAGCGUAUGCAGAAGGACCAGGUACAUCCCAUGAAGCCUGAACGAUUUGCUGCUAUUCUAAUUGAAAAAUUGGAAAGUGUGAAACGAAGUCAGGAUGUACAAGAAAAAUUAGCGCACAAACUUUUAGAGGCAGAAGACGGUGCCCCAUCUGCAAAGAGUCUGGCAGAUGCUAUCAGGGAAAGGUUCCAAGUGGAAGAUGACAACGAUCAGGACAUUUUAGAUCAGCAUGUUUCAAGAGUUUGGUCCGAUCAGACCCCUUCAAGGACACCAGGGCUUACCUCGCCACGGCCAAAAUCGCCCGACCCACUAAGAAGGAAUCGUGCUGUUCCACCAACGAUUAAUAAGAUUUGUGUGAGUGGAGGCGGAUCAGCAAUGGCGGUCAGCUACUCUCAAAACCCUUAUACGAUAUCUCACCCGUACCAGGCAAGAUUGUACAAUUCGAGGCAUGUUCGUAAAGACAAGGAUAUUUUUUCAACCUUCAGCUCAGAUUCAGGGAACGUCCACGAUUUUCCAGAAAGUAUCGAUCAAAAGUUGCAUAUGCCAAAGAGUAAAUCGAUGCCCGAUUAUGCUGAAUCGACUGAUUCUUCUCUUCCAAGCCACGAUGGUAGAUUUAUAAGAGGUAGUCGAGAAUGGUUUGCAAGCAGUCGGAAAUACAAUAAAAAGCCUGAGUUAACAGAUAGUGGAGUGAGUGUUGUUUCUGAGUCUGCAUCGAGUCAUAGUGCCCUCUUAUCGAAUAAAGACAACAGGGUCAUGUCGUGGUUGAUAGAAAGCGACAGGACAGGCUGUUGUUCUCAUUCAGAGCGAGAUUCAGAACGGGCUUCUUCUUGCAGUGGAGGAUCUAGAUACGAUGGGAAACACCAUGCACGCCCGAACCCAGUCAGGGGCAGAAGAUCACCACCAUCAGGGCCAGCUCAACCGUUCAUUGCAGAUCCGAGUAUGCCUCCUCUCCCAUCUCCGCACACGCCUACACAACUCGAUGAGGCAAGGAGGAGAUUGGAAGAUCAAGCCCGGUGCAAACAAAAUCGGCAAAGUUUCAGAUGUGUCCAGAUGGGAAAGGCUGAACCUCCGCUCUCCGGUACGUCAACUCUGAGAAAACCGAAGAGUUCAGACAUGUACACGACAGUCGUAUUUUCAUUCUGCGAUGAGCAGUUUCCUUAUAGGACAAAAAUUCCUGGCCACUCAAUCACUUUGAAACAGUUCAAAGAAUUCCUUCCGAAGAAAGGCAAUUACAGGUACUUUUUUAAGACUGAAUGCGAAGAUUUGGACGUCCGUGUUAUACAAGAGGAGAUCACGGACGACAGCGAAGUGUUGCCCCUUUGGGAAGGCAAAGUGAUGGCGCAGGUGAAACCACUCGAAUGACAUCAUGACCCCAGUGAAGCGUUACUCCUCAUUGUCUUGGCAAAAUACAUUUCGGGCAGGCCUCAUAAUAUGCCAAGCCGUGAAGUAACGACUUCGACAGGAAGCUAAAAAGUUGUUCCAAGUCUUCCAAGUCUGAUUUAAUAUUAAAUUGAUAUUAGUCUUUGAAUUUUACAAA